CCCAGUUCGAGUCCCCCUCAAAGUCUGUUGGGGUACAUAACGUCACUAUCCAAUUAAAAACACAUCCUCCUGCAAGGUCCAUCUUUCAAUCCUUAGUCCUUUUGCCUACCUCAGUUCUAACACGAGAACAAAAUUUUAUCCAUUUCAGUCUCCAGGGCCCCCUGGACAAAGAGCGAGCUAACACAGCAAAGUAAAAAUUAAAAAAAUACUACUACACUGAUCGCUAGUAAUUAAACUCUGUGGCAGCGCGAUGUUUAAUCAGAGGACACGUAUCUAUUGCGGGUACUACUAGCAUAAGCAGAGGGCCCAGCUCGGAUUCCUCCUCUGCCAUUUCCUCCACGCGAAAUGCCUGAAUCUGCAUUUCUGUGAGAAUCAGAAUGGCUUUACUCUACACACUGGAUUGGAGCCUCGCUGGCAUUUGUCAUGCCUCCUUCACACCCACCAAGCAUCGCAGGCGAACAAGAUCUUGCUCCGCUUUUGCCUUCAACCACAGAUGCCGGUGGCAGCAGCAUUUAACUAGACACUGCCGGUGCCGAUCGUCCAUGGCAGAAGAGGGGCCUAAAUUCGAUGCAACUGAAGCGCCUCCCUCCAGCUUUUGUAUUAUAGAAGGACCUGAAACAGUACAAGAUUUUGGAAAAAUGCAAUUACAAGAGAUUCAAGAUAAUAUUAGAAGUCGUCGCAACAAAAUUUUCCUACAUAUGGAAGAGAUUAGAAGACUUAGGAUACAACAAAGGAUAAAAAAUGCUGAAUUGGGCAUCAUGAACAGUGAAGUGGAAAAUGAGAUGCCUAAUUUUCCAUCUUUCAUCCCUUUCCUUCCUCCUUUGACCCCAGCAAAUUUGAAGCUAUAUUAUGCAUCAUGCUUCUCACUUAUCACGGGAAUCAUUAUAUUUGGUGGCCUACUUGCACCCACUCUUGAGCUCAAACUGGGUUUAGGUGGUACCACUUAUGAAGAUUUCAUACGCAAUGUGCAUUUACCAAUGCAGCUGAGUCAGGUUGAUCCCAUAGUAGCAUCCUUUUCAGGAGGAGCAGUAGGUGUAAUAUCGGCUCUAAUGGUGGUUGAGAUCAACAAUGUCAAGCAACAAGAGCAUAAGAGAUGCAGAUACUGCCUAGGAACUGGAUAUUUAGCCUGUGCUCGAUGUUCCAGCUCAGGAGCACUUGUUUUUGUUGAACCAGUAGCAACAGUCAAUGGUUCAGAUCGACCCUUAUCACCCCCUAUAGCAGAAAGAUGCCCUAAUUGUUUAGGAGCUGGAAAGGUCAUGUGCCCAACAUGCCUAUGCACUGGAAUGGCGAUGGCAAGUGAACAUGACCCUCGCAUAGAUCCUUUUGAUUAGUUGAUUUACUACUCUAAAGUAUUUUCAGCCCAGCUGUGGAGAGAUUUGAUGUGCAUAAGCUGUUUCCAAAUUCUGGCACUAGUACAUCAACCAUCUAAGUAUGAGUAAAUAUCUAGUCAAAGCAACUAACCUAUGAGCAUUCCAUGAUGCAUUUUUUGGAUUAUUUUGCUUAUGAUAAAUCAGUUAAGAAAAAUGAAAGUAAAUGGCUAUCUUGUAUCAAGACACGGAAUAAUAUGUUCUAUUUGUAGCAUUCAAAUUGUGAAAACUGUUGUCAGGUAAUUAUGUCAUAUUGUAAUUAGAACGUUACGUGUGUUAAGGGUCGGUGGUUACGUGACGGUUGUCGGCAUGGCACCGGACAACCUACACCGACACCUAUAUAAAUGUACUUGGUUUCCUAUUUCAGUGUGUAGAUAUUGUCGAAGAAAGUUAUGUUUUGAAUGUACUGGCAUUUGGCAUUAAUGAAUACAUACAUCUGAGUUCUUUUGUUUA
Cryptomeria japonica (Japanese cedar) is the source of this 1820-nucleotide messenger RNA. Its product is annotated as protein ORANGE, chloroplastic. The transcript is spliced from 8 exons. Bases 378 to 1331 code for a protein of 317 amino acids. The record is from RefSeq and is a predicted model, not a curated record. Lineage: Eukaryota; Viridiplantae; Streptophyta; Pinopsida; Cupressales; Cupressaceae.